This is a messenger RNA of Penicillium alfredii, 1551 nucleotides long. RefSeq names its product coatomer subunit delta. Lineage: Eukaryota; Fungi; Ascomycota; Eurotiomycetes; Eurotiales; Aspergillaceae. Gene Ontology annotation, cellular component: COPI vesicle coat; cytosol. The record is from RefSeq and is a predicted model, not a curated record. The transcript is spliced from 4 exons. Gene Ontology annotation, biological process: Golgi localization; retrograde vesicle-mediated transport, Golgi to endoplasmic reticulum; endoplasmic reticulum to Golgi vesicle-mediated transport. Bases 1 to 1551 code for a protein of 516 amino acids.
AUGGUCGUUCUUGCGGCGUCGAUAUGUACUCGCGGAGGCAAGGCUGUUCUCUCGCGCCAGUUUCGUGAAAUUGCUCGGUCGCGAAUUGAAGCCCUGCUGGCCUCUUUCCCCAAACUCGCGGAUUCGGGUACCCAACAUACCAUCGUCGAGCAAGACAACGUGCGCUUCGUAUACCAGCCAUUGGACGAGUUGUACAUUGUUCUGAUCACCAACCGUCAAUCGAACAUCCUCCAAGACAUCGACAGCCUCCAUCUUUUCGCGCAAGUGACUACCAGCCUUUGCAAGAGCCUCGAUGAGCGGGAGAUCACCCGAAAUGCCUUUGAGCUACUCAGUGCGUUCGAUGAGUUGGUGACGUUGGGGUACCGGGAGAACCUGUCUUUGUCGCAGAUCAAGACCUUCCUGGAGAUGGAGAGUCACGAGGAGCGAAUCCAAGAGAUCAUUGAGCGGAACAAGGAGUUGGAGGCCAGCGAGGAGCGCAAGAGGAAGGCAAAGCAACUGGAGAUGCAGCGCAAAGAGGCCGCUCGCUCGGGUCGUGCUGCCGCCCCCAGAACCCCGUCCUACCCCGUCUACACACCUCCUUCGCGGCCGUCGGUACCGGAUACUUACGACACAUAUGAGGCGGAGAAGAAGAAGUCUUUUGCCAAGCCCCUUCCUUCCCGCGGCAAGGGUAUGCAACUUGGCAAGAAAUCUAAGGCGACCGAUCUCUACGAGAAGGUUCGGGGUGAUCUGGGCCCCGAGGUAGAGGAGUCCAGCCCGCUGGUGUCUUCGCAGACUUCAACCCCAGUCCCAGAAGCGCCCUCUGCUCGCGAAUCCUUGACUGUGGACCGAGAGCCUAUUCAUGUUACGAUUGCGGAAACAAUUUCGGCCACGCUUACUCGGGAAGGUGCCUUGAAGUCUUUCGAGGUUAAGGGCGAUCUUCAACUCCGAAUCAGCGACCCAUCCUUCACGAAACUGCGACUCGACCUUCAGGCCACUCCCACACAUGGCGCGCAGUUCCGGACCCACCCCAACGUUGACAAGGCUCUCUUCACCAGCUCUUCGGCGAUCCAAUUGAAGGACACCACGAAACGGUUCCCUGCCAACAAUGCGAUUGGCGUUCUGCGGUGGCGCGUUGCCAGCUCGGCUGACAACGCUGAGAUUCUUCCCAUCACCUUCACCGUGUGGGUGAACAAGGGCUCUGACUCGACCACUGUGACCGUAGAGUAUGAGCUUACCGGCUCAGACAGCCUGCGCGAUGUUGUUGUCACCAUUCCGUAUGGCGCGACAGAGCCCUCGGUGUCUAGCUUCGAUGCCGUCUACGAAGUCUCUGGAGACAGCCUCGACUGGAACUUGGGCGCUGUGGAUGAGUCGAACGCGUCCGGCAGUUUCGAAUUCGAGUCGACGGGCGAUGGGGACGAGAACGAAUUUUUCCCGAUGAGCGUUCGCUUCUCCAAGACCAAGCCAUUCGUCGACGUCGAUGUGACCGACGUGUCCCUGCUGGAGAUGGAGGGCGAGAGUGCUGGAUUCUCCAAGGACAUCAGGAGCGUGGCGGAGAAUUUCUUGAUCGAAUGA